Messenger RNA from Choloepus didactylus (southern two-toed sloth), 3581 nucleotides. It is a transcript of the gene DCBLD1, whose product is annotated as discoidin, CUB and LCCL domain containing 1. NCBI's taxonomy places the organism in Eukaryota, Metazoa, Chordata, Mammalia, Pilosa, Megalonychidae. The transcript is spliced from 15 exons. The coding region runs from base 96 to 2177 and encodes 693 amino acids. The record is from RefSeq and is a predicted model, not a curated record.
GUUCGGCCGCAGAGGAGGCGGCCCGAGCCUGGCAGCGCCCGCGCUGGGCCGGCGGAGGGGAGCCCGAGCCUGUCGAGCUGGCGCCCGGCGGGGCCAUGGUGCCCGGCCUCCUGGCGCUGCUGCUCGCGGCCUCCACCCCGCUCGGGCGGCGGGCGGCGGAGCCGGGUGAUGGCUGUGGUCACCUAGUGGCUUAUCAGGACAGUGGCACAAUGACAUCUAAGAAUUAUCCAGGGACUUACCCCAAUCACACUGUUUGUGAAAAGACUAUUACAGUACCCAAGGGGAAGAGACUGAUUUUGCGGUUGGGAGAUUUGGAUAUUGAAUCUCAGACCUGUGCUUCUGACUACCUUCUGUUCACCAGCUCUUCUGACCAGUAUGGUCCGUAUUGUGGAAGUAUUGCUGCUCCCAGGGAACUCUUGCUGAAUACGAGCGAAGUCACCAUUCACUUUGAGAGUGGAUCCCACACCUCUGGGCGGGGUUUUUUGCUGACCUUCGCCAGCAGCGAUCACCCAGAUUUAAUAACAUGUUUGGAACGCGCUAACCAUUAUCUGAAGACAGAAUACAGCAAAUUCUGCCCAGCUGGUUGUAGAGACAUAGCAGGAGACAUUUCUGGGAAUGAGGUGGAUGGAUACAGAGACACCUCUUUACUGUGCAAAGCCGCCAUCCAUGCAGGAGUGAUUGCAGAUGAACUGGGUGGCCAGGUCCGCGUGCUUCUGUCUAAAGGGAUAAGUCGAUACGAAGGAAUCCUGGCCAAUGGAGUGCUCUCCAGGGAUGGUUCCCUGUCAGACAAGCGAUUUCUGUUUACCUCCAAUGAUUGCAGUAGAUCCUUGAGUUUGGAACCCGACAGGCAAAUCAGAGCUUCCUCCUCUUGGCAGUGGGUCAAUGAGGUUGGAGAACAGGUUCACUGGUCCGCAGGCCAGGCCUGGCUUCAGGAUCAAGGCCCAUCGUGGGCUUCGGGUGACAGCGGCAACGACCACAGACAACGAGAGUGGCUGGAGAUAGAUUUGGGGGAGAAGAAGAAAAUAACAGGAAUUAGGACCACAGGAUCCACACAGUCCAAUUUCAACUUUUACGUUAAGAGUUUUGUGAUGAACUUCAAAAACAACAACUCCAAAUGGAGGACCUAUAAAGGAAUUCUGAAUAAUGAAGAAAAGGUGUUUCAGGGCAACUCUAACUUUCGGGACCCAGUGCGGAACAAUUUCAUCCCCCCCAUUGUGGCCAGAUAUGUGCGGGUCGUCCCCCAGACCUGGCAUCAGCGGAUAGCCUUGAAAGUGGAGCUCUUUGGCUGCCAAAUUACACAAGCUAGGGCUCAGGGUAAUGACUCAUUUGUGUGGCGCAAAACAAGUCAAACUACUGGUAUUUCAAAUGAGAGAGAAGAUGAGACAAUCACAAAGCGCAUCCCCUCGGAAGAAAUGCCCACAGGAGUAAACUUGACAACUGUUGCUAUUCCUUCUGUGCUCUUCGUUGUCCUGCUGGUUGCUGGAAUGGGAAUCUUUGCAGCCUUUAGAAUGAGGAAGAAAAAAGGCAAUCUGUAUGGAUCAGCUGAGGCUCAGAAAACAGGCUGGUGGAAGCAGAUUAAAUAUCCCUUUGCCAGACAUCAGUCAGCUGAAUUUACCAUCAGCUAUGAUAAUGAGAAGGAGAUGGCACAAAAGUUGGACCUCAUCACAAGUGAUAUGGCAGAUUACCAGCAGCCUCUCAUGAUUGGCACCGGGACAGUGACGAGGAAAGGCUCCACCUUCCGGCCGCUGGACACGGACGCCGCCGGGGCGGGGGUGAGGGCGGAGGCCGGCGCCCACUACGACUGCCCGCAGCGGGCGGCUCGGCCGCAGUACGCGCUGCCCUUGACCUGCCCGGAGCCGGAGUACGCCACGCCCAUCGUGGGGCGCCACCUGCGGAGGGCGCACACCUUCUCGGCGGCGCGGAGCGGCUACCGCGUGCCCGCGCCCGCGCACCAGCAUUCCCUCUCUGCAGGGGGCUCCCCUCCGCCGGGCUCAGCGGGCCCCCGAAGCGGGGGCUACCAGAUGCCCCAGAGCCCCUACGACGAGCCCAAGGCCAACAGCGUCUCCACCGCGGAGCGCCGAGAUUCCGACUCGCAGGCGGUGGCGAACGACGGCUACUCAGCCCCUAGGGACUGCAUCAGGCCCAUGAGCCACACGGCCGUGACCGCUCUCCUGUGAACUCAGUGUGAGAGAAACCUGCUGCGGUACUGAGCGUCCGGCUGUCGUGUCACUUGGCGAAGGGAGACUGCUGUUCACGUUGUGUGUGUGCGGGCGUGCGUGUGUGUGUGAUGUGAUAGGAUCCGCGGUGGAGUCCUAGAGACAACCUCUCAUACUGUUUACAAAACUGUGCAGCUGAUUUUGUUCUGACCCUCACUUAGGGCACUAGUCUGUUGGUUUUUGUUGGGUUAGAAAAAUGAAAAAUUUCUUACGGGAUUUUUCAUUUCUCUCACUGUGAUAUUGAGCUGCUUUGAUGUAAAAUGUGCAAUCUGUUCAGAGUCAUAUUUAACAAAAUUAAAGUAACUUAAGUUUGCUUUAUCAGAUGUUAGUGCUGCACAGAGGUUAAGUGGGAAAAUGCAGCUGUUGCAAAAACAUAUGUAGUAGAUACAUCCACUUACAAAGUAUAUAUUAUCUGAUACUGUUUGCAGCAGGUCUGUUUAAACGUUAUCUUGUUACUGUGGCUUGUUUCCUUUUGUUAACUAGAACUGAAAGCAUUUUUAACAUUCUUCUCCUGGAAGAAAUGAAAUUACUUGAAGCAUGAAAAAGCACACCAGGGUGGUUGUUUUAGCAAUUAUGUUUGUAGAUUUUUUUUUUUUUUUAACUCACCUCGGCAGCUUCCAGCUUCCUUAGACUCCACUUCCAGUGGGGACAUGAGGUAGCCAGUCAGGCACCCACAGAGCUGUGACUUACAGCAACCCAAACUGCUCUCCCAGCAAAUUGAAAUGAAGAUGGCACAGCAAUUACAGCCUGGAUUACCGAGUCAGGCGUUUUUGUAGCUCAGAUUAAAAAUAUUGCUGAGGUCUGAAGCCUACUUUUCAUGGCUUUCUUCAGAAAUAGCACAUUUGAGUGACUUCCAUUGUACCCUGAAAAAAAAAAAAUAGUUGUUUGAAAUGUGCCCUUGCAAAGUGACAGAGGCCAAAUCUAAAUGGUGCUUUUCAACUGGGACAAUUGGGAACUGAACUGACUUUGUAAGAAACAAUUUCCACCCUUGGGUAUGUGGUCUGUAAUUCUAGAUUAACCCAGACCUCAGCUGUAUCUCAAAUUCAGUGGUUUUUAUCUGAGCUUGCUUUGUGGGUUAACUGGGAUGGAAGGUGGGGAGUGUUAACCUCUUUUGCCAAAGAGAAAAGUGUAUGUGUGUAUGUUUUUUAAAUAGAAAAUAUGGACCAAAAUAUCCUUCCCUUAAAAAUGUAUUAUAAUCCUAUUUGUAUGGUUAUUAUUUUCUGUGAAAUGCCUAAAUGUCUCAAAUAAUGAGGGUGCUGGAAGAUCAGCUAGAACGACCUGUUAUUGUAAAGGAUAAACUGUUUACUUUGUGGAGUUUACAUAGUUUACAUGUAUACUAAUUAUAGUAAAAUAUACCAUAUCAAA